AUGGCUACCACCGACCGCAGGUCCGCGCGAACAGGGCCGUCGCGUCGCAACUACGAGCAACAGCAACUCUCUCCUUUCCAUCGAGCAUAUCUUGAACCCCACGCCACCGACCGUUUUGACGCGUCGCAAAUACCCAGUCCUGCGGGCGAGUUUCGCGCUCGGCGUCGGAGGAACCUCAGUCAAUCAGGCACCCUGCGAGGUGCGUUCGAAGCCGUAUCGCGGUAUCCAACAAUGUCGGAAAACGUCACGGGGGACCCUUAUGCAUUGGGGACCCCGAAUCGGAGGAAACAGAGCUUCGCCCACAUAUCCCCCGACUCCAACCCCCCGAACGAGCUGGCGGAAACAUAUAGGCAAAUCGACGACGCCGGAAGCUUGGUCGAUCAGGAUGAAGAGGACUUCCGUUUCUCCGCAAACCGGUUCCGCGACAAUCGAAGUACACGCUCAUCAUCUGGAUCUAGGACCCGAGGAAAUAGUCUGUUUAGCACUGCAGAUGCAGACUUUCUGAACGAAGUCGGCGACGAGUCCCUCCGCCGAAAACUGGCCGACCACAUCAAGGACGAACAACGUUUAAAACGAGCUACCGCGAACCGGUCGCCUGUGUUGAGCAAAGCCGGAACGCCGGCGGCGUUGACAUCAGAGAAUUUACAGAGGCGUGAUGAGGAAGAGCAGGAGGUGUUUCAAGAGGACGAAGAGGAGGACCAUCUCAGGCCUUCGUUGAACGUCCCCGCCAACUGGGGCAGCAGGGGCACCCAUCGUCGGGACUGGCUUAGAAAUAUCACCCGACGCACCGAAUCCGAGUCUGGGCGGACUGAGGAAGGACGCAAAGAAGCGUCUCCGCGUAAACUCAACACAGAUAUGCGCUCACAUACCGGAUUUCAAGAUCGAGUCAGUGAGGGAAGCCGGAAUGCACUGGGCGAGCCUCCAUCCAAUAGGUAUAAUAGGAUCCCUCCCUCAGAUGCGCACGCCAAGCUCUUCUCAGGGCAGAAGGACGAGAAGCUAGGUGAGGGAAGUCCAAUUCCGAACACCCCAAUCAUGGUAUAUAAGAACUCUACAUUUAGCAAACGAAGUCCAACUAAGAGGGACUCGCAUGACCUUCUUCGCAAGCUAUCCAGGGCAGAGAGCCCACCCCAAAACCAAGCCGAAUUCACAACCCCAGAAAACUCAAAACUGCCUGAGAGGCGGAUCUACGACAAAACGCCGGUUGUAACUGCGCCUGGAUAG
This is a messenger RNA of Aspergillus nomiae NRRL 13137, 1221 nucleotides long. RefSeq lists its product as uncharacterized. The transcript has a single exon. The coding region runs from base 1 to 1221 and encodes 406 amino acids. NCBI's taxonomy places the organism in Eukaryota, Fungi, Ascomycota, Eurotiomycetes, Eurotiales, Aspergillaceae. The record is from RefSeq and is a predicted model, not a curated record.